GAAGAAUUCCCUGCAACUCCAACCCCUGAGAUAACCGAUGCCACUCUCCGCCAUAAUCUGGGGGGCGGCUUCACUUGUGGGGAUGACCCCAGAUCCAGACCCAAUAAGAGGGUUCGCUCUGGUAAUUUUUGCUGUAGAUUUCUGUUGUUUAGAACGGCGAGGUUCAUCAUCUUCUUGCUUGCUCCUUGCAGGUUUCAUCCCCUUUCCGAGUUUGACGAGGGCAAGCAGAGUUGUAGAAGGAGGCUUGCUGGGCAUAAUCGGCGUAGGAGGAAAACUCAACCAGACGAUGUCGGCUCAAGACUUGUGCUCCCUGGAGAUGGAGACAAUAAAAUUAAUGGACACUUGGAUAUCUUUAACUUGUUGGCUGCUGUGGCUCGCGCUCAAGGAUGCAGGUAAGAGCACCAUCACAGCCAGUGGUUGUGUCUAUACCAAUAUUGCAUUAUGAUGAUACUGAAUCUGCAAAAGCAUCAAGACGGCAACUCAAGGAAGCUAUAUAUACAGCACUAUUUAACAUGAAUGUUCCUACUGUUUGUGCAAUUAAUCAGGCAACUUUAGCUUUGUAUGCUGCUAGAAGAACUUCAGGAAUUGUUGUAAAUAUUGGGUUUCAAGUCACAUCAGUUGUUCCAAUUUUACAUGGUAAAGUAAUGCGCAAAGUGGGUUUGGAGGUUGUGGGACUGGGAGCACUAAAAAUUACCGGGUUUCUUAAGGAGUUGAUGCAGCAGAACAAUAUUAGUUUUGAAUCGCUAUACACCGUUCGCACUUUGAAAGAGGUACAAGUCUUGCUUGUUUCUUGAGUGCAGAAUAUUGUUGUUGAAUAUUUAUCCUCGU
This is a messenger RNA of Humulus lupulus (European hop), 828 nucleotides long. RefSeq names its product actin-related protein 8-like. NCBI's taxonomy places the organism in Eukaryota, Viridiplantae, Streptophyta, Magnoliopsida, Rosales, Cannabaceae. The coding region runs from base 387 to 794 and encodes 135 amino acids. The record is from RefSeq and is a predicted model, not a curated record. The transcript is spliced from 5 exons.